GGUUUAAGGCCCCAAAGCAACCGCUGAAGUGCUUCAAUUAUCCAUAAACAAAGCAAAGUAUUUUAUUUUACAAACAAGUUCUAUAUGUUUCCAAAAUUACCCCAAAGUCACCCACCGGGCCUCAGUUUUAAAGUCAUCAAUUCCUUCCUAGGCACCGGAGAUCUACAGCGCGCACGCCAGUUGAUUGAUGAAAUUCCCCAACCAGACCUUCGAUCAUGGACCCGUUUGAUUUCAGCUUAUACGCAGCAUGGGUUCCCAAAAGAAGCCAUAAAGAUUUACAGUACAUUGAAAUUGAGGAACAUCAGGCCGGAUAAUAUUCUAAUUUUGUCGGUUGCUAAGGCGUGUGCCUUGGCUAGUGAUCUUGUUAAAGCUAAAGAGGUUCAUGAGGAUGCGAUCCGUUUUGGGUUUCAGUCGGAUACCUUGUUGAGUAAUGCGUUGAUUGAUAUGUAUGCGAAAUGUAGGAACGUUGAUGGGGCGAGGCAGGUUUUUGAUGAUAUAUGUGUUAAGAACGUGGUUUCAUGGACUUCGAUGUGUUCUUCUUAUAUGAAUUGUGGGCUACUGAGGCAAGGGUUGGAGGCUUUUCGUGAGAUGGGUUUAAAUGGGGUAAGGCCUAACUCAGUGACAGUUUCUUCAGUUCUACCUGCUUGCUCUGAAUUGAGGGAUGUGAAUUUGGGAAGACAAAUGCAUGGGUUUGUCAUAAGGAAUGGAAUGGAAAGUAAUGCUUUUGUGAGUAGUGCGCUUGUGAAUAUGUAUGCCAGUUGCAUAAGAAUCAGGGAAGCUGAGGUGGUCUUUAGUAACAUGUCUCAACGAGAUGUUGUGUCUUGGAAUGGGAUAUUAACCGCAUGUUUCUUGAAUGAGGAAUUUGAGAAGGGUCUUGCUUUGUUUUAUCAAAUGAGAAAUGAAGGUGUGAAACCAAAUACUUCCUCAUGGAAUGUGGUGAUUGUUGGGUGCACACAAAAUGGAAGAAAUGAAUUAGCUCUUGAGUUACUUGGACACAUGCAAGAUGCAGGGUUGAAACCCAAUCAAAUCACUGUUAUUAGUGUCCUACCUGCUUGUACAAAUUUGGAAAGCUUAAAGGGAGGCAAAGAGAUUCAUGCUUUUGUCUGUAGGAACUGGUUAAUUGAGGAUUUAAAAGUCACAACGGCCCUGAUUUUCAUGUAUGCUAAGUGUGGUAACUUGGAAUUGUCAGAGAGAGUUUUCAGUUUGAUGCCAAUUAAAGAUACAGUUGCUUGGAACACAAUGAUCAUUGCAAACUCAAUGCAUGGGAAUGGGAAACAAUCAUUGUUCCUCUUCCGUGAAAUGUUGGAUGCUGGGAUCAGGCCAGACUCUUUUACUUUUAUUGGUGUGCUGUCUGGCUGUAGCCAUUCAUGUCUUGUUGAUGAAGCUUCUUUGAUUUUUAAUUCAAUGAGUAGAGAUCACUCAGUUGAACCUGAUGCAGAGCACUUCUCUUGCAUGGUUGAUGUCCUUAGUCGUGCUGGCCAUUUAGAAGAGGCAUAUGAAUUCAUACAGAGAAUGCCCAAAGAACCAACUGCUGGUGCUUGGGGAGCAUUGCUUGGUGCUUGUAGAGUAUAUAAAAAUGUUGAGCUGGGAAGGAAGGCAGCUUCACGGUUGUUUGAGAUUGAACCAGACAACCCUGGAAAUUAUGUAUUGUUGUAUAAUAUUUUUGUUGCUGCCAAACUCUGGGGUGAAGCUUCAGAAACGAGAAAAAUGAUGAGAGAUAGGAACGUCCUGAAGACACAGGGCUGUAGUUGGGUCCAAGUGAGAAAUAAAGUUUACACUUUUGUUGUUGGUGAUAGGAAUAGUAUGCAAAAUUGUGAACUUUACAGAUUUUUGGAUGAAAUGAGUGAGAAAAUGAGGUUAGCAGGUUAUAUGCCCAACACUGAAUUUGUUUUGCAAGAUGUGAUUGAGGAAGAGAAGGAGGAUAUUCUUUGCAACCACAGUGAGAAGCUUGCAGUUGCUUUUGCAAUACUCAAUGUAAAUGGGGAAUCAUCGAUUCGAGUGUUUAAGAACUUGAGGAUAUGUGGGGACUGUCAUCAUACCAUCAAGUUCAUCGCCAAAGUUGUUGGGUUGCAGAUCAUUGUCAGAGAUUCCUUGAGAUUUCACCAUUUUAGCAAUGGUUAUUGUUCUUGUCGUGACUUUUGGUGAAAAUUUGUUGUAUAUCAAAAGUAAAUUUUGGAGCAGUUGGAUGAAAUGACUGUGGUUGGGGCAUCACACGAUAAUCUCUUCUCUAUCCUGGUUUUAGACAUCAUUUUCUCUGGUGCUUCUGUAAUCUACUCAAUGUUAUGCCAUUUUUCACCUGACUUCAGGCAAAAGAGCUAGCGGGUCAAUUGUGGAGGCAUGUAGAGAUCAAUCCAGUGUUAAGUGGAAUUUGUGGGCACCUUUUAAGAUAAAUGAUUGAUUCAGGUCUUGAUCAGAAUUGGGUUGAUUCGGAUGGGGUUCAUUACUUCCAUCUGAGGAUGAGGAGGAGGAUUCCCUUGCAGAAAAUAUUGAUCAUGUAACAAAGCGAUUUUGAGAGCAAAGGCAAAGGAUGGAAUCACUUUUUUCAAAGGCUGAAAAUUGGAGAUGAAGCUUACCAUUUUCACAACUUGCCAUAAACAUUUGCAAGUGAGGGCCUACUGUGAGUGAAAUCCUAGAUGAGAGAUAUUCCAAAUUGAGCCAGUCUUCAAUUCUGUGCUGCAAGCAAUCUCACCAAAGAUCAGAAGAACCAACUUUCCAAUAUGGAAAUCACAAGUAUUGUUCACAAUCGGAGCUCAUGAUCUUGAAGAUCAUUGGACUGAUCUUCAAAUUUGUUUGCUGGUGAUUAGUGAUGCAACGUUGGUGUUGUUGAUAGUAAGGACAUAUGUGAUACCGAUGGCCAAGUUUAUUGAAAACUUGAAACUAAAACAAUAUGAAUGUUUAUUUGGUUUCAUGUUGCAAUGUGAUAACUAUGUAUUAAUAUAUAUGACAGUGAUUUGUUCCAUUUUGUCUAACAAAUUGUAAAAAUAUCCCUACAAAAUGCUUUUUUAAACCAUCCAAAAACUAAACAAUAUUUAAGAUUGUUGUUA
Mangifera indica (mango) is the source of this 3044-nucleotide messenger RNA. RefSeq names its product pentatricopeptide repeat-containing protein At1g20230-like. Gene Ontology annotation, biological process: RNA modification. Gene Ontology annotation, molecular function: zinc ion binding; RNA binding; protein binding. The transcript has 7 exons. Lineage: Eukaryota; Viridiplantae; Streptophyta; Magnoliopsida; Sapindales; Anacardiaceae. The coding region runs from base 85 to 2145 and encodes 686 amino acids. The record is from RefSeq and is a predicted model, not a curated record.